Molecule: messenger RNA, 645 nt
Organism: Anthostomella pinea
Lineage: Eukaryota; Fungi; Ascomycota; Sordariomycetes; Xylariales; Xylariaceae
Source: the annotation of a GenBank genome assembly
AUGCGGGCUGCAGCAAUGACAAGCCAGAGAAAGGGCCUCGAGCAAACACCCUAUGUCAUGAUAACACAGAGGCUCACAUGCAACGUUGACCUCGAAGAGCAGCUUUUGUCGUGCCUUGUCGACCCUAUCAACUUAAGUUUUGACGAGGUGGUUCUUGAUCAAGUACUGUUGGCAGGCAUCAAGCCGCUCGUCAAGCUGUCCAAGCUCAGACCCGAAGCCGGUUCGGAACUACUGGUCUCCCAUAUCACAACCACAGGGGCCUUACUCUACGGCCCCCAAGGAUCUGGCAAAACCCUUCUUGCCAGAGCCAUUCCGAAAAGUACUGGAUCGAACAUGUUGGCCAUCAACCCUGCCGUCAUCCGAAACAAAUGGCUCGGAGAAUCAGAGACGCCAGUCCAAGCGACUUUCUCCCUGGCUAGGGAGGCCUUCCCAUGCAUUGUUUUCAUAGGCGAGGUUGAUGUCUUCUUCUACCGUCGAGGAGAUGAUGACUACCCCUGGCAGCGCUCAAUACUCACACAGUUUCUGCAUGAAAUGGACGGACUGACACAUGACGAAAAUGCCUCUUUGGUCUCGGCGGCCACCAACAGCAGGCCCAUGGAUCUUACCAGCGCCUUCUUGCGGCGACUGCCCAAGAAGAUUCCCUAG